Molecule: messenger RNA, 1150 nt
Organism: Closterium sp. Naga37s-1
Lineage: Eukaryota; Viridiplantae; Streptophyta; Zygnematophyceae; Desmidiales; Closteriaceae
Source: the annotation of a GenBank genome assembly
CGCCCAGGCGGCACCAGCACUUGAGCCGCCUGGGCGCCGCUCGCUGGUGGCGGGUGUGACGUCAGGCGGCACGAAGCAUGCGUCACAGCAGCCCGGGGGUGCACCACUGGUAACAUGUGUGACGUCAGGCGGCACAACAGUACCCUUGGAGCGGCGCUGUGUGCGCUUCAUUGACAACUUCAGCGCCGGCAACCGCGGGGCCGCCUCCUGCGAGCACUUCCUCGCGCACGGCUACUCCGUCAUCUUCCUCCACCGGCGUGGCUCCAUGCGUCCCUUCUGUCGCGGACUGCCAGAGUCGCCUCUCCUCACGUGCCUGCGAGCCUCGCCCUCUGCUGCCGUGCCCUGCACGGAGAAAGCAAGUGUUGCUGCAGACCGCCAGCAGCAGGGGAGGCAAGGCGCUGCCUGUGCGGAGGAGAGGGUGAGCGGGGCUGCAGGCGGCAGUGGGGAGGCGAGCGGCAUGGCAGCCAUUCCACCGUACACGGAUGCGGUGCAUCGAGCUGUGCUCAUGUUCAACCAGGCACAGGAGGGAGGGCGGUUGCUGCUGCUGCCAUUCACCACGCUCUUCCAGUACCUCCAGCUGCUUCGUCUGGUGGCAGAAGCCUUGAACCCCAUUGGUCCACGUGGCAUGGUCUACCUGGCAGCAGCAGUGUCUGACUUCUUUGUCCCCUGGCCCUCCAUGGUGGAGCACAAGAUUCAGUCGGGGGCAGGUCCCCUGGACAUCCACCUGGCGCGCGUGCCCAAGAUGAUUCCCCUCCUGCGCUCCCUCUGGUGCCCCGCCACGCUCCUCGUCUCCUUCAAGCUGGAGACGGACAGCAGCAUUCUGCUCAGCAAGGCGCGCUCAGCGCUGCAGAAGAACCACGUGCACGCCGUGGUGGCCAAUGAGCUGCUGACACGUGGCAGCAAGGUGGUGCUGGUGACAGAAGAGGGGGAGGAGGUGAUAGAGCGGGGCGAGGGGGGGUUGGGGGGGAAGGGGGCAGUUGCAGACGUGGAGGAGCCGCUGGGGGAGGAGGUGAUAGAGGUGGGCGAUGGGGAGAUGCGGUUGGGGACGUGGAAGGGCCGCUGGCAGCUGUGGGCGCAGGAGACGGGGGAAGGGGAGGAGGUGAUGGAGUGGGCGCAAGGGGGGAGUGGGGCACGUGGAGGGCGCUGGUGA